This is a messenger RNA of Paraglomus occultum, 849 nucleotides long. Lineage: Eukaryota; Fungi; Glomeromycota; Glomeromycetes; Paraglomerales; Paraglomeraceae. The record is from the annotation of a GenBank genome assembly.
AUGGCUGGAACACGGAACCCACGAACUCCUGACACACGAAAAAAUCUACCAGCCAUACCGACCGAUGCGGAAAAAGACUUUAAUGCUGGAAGAGGAAAUAGAAAAGAAAGAGAGGACAUGUAUAUAGGGGGUGGGGAUGGGUAUAACAGAGAUGCAGAAUCAUCACAGCCUGGGUUAGGCGCGGAGGGAAGUUGGAUGCUAAACAAACAAGGUGGAAGAAAAGACAAAUCCAGCCCUUCUGGCAUGGGCAUUCCACCACCACCAGCAAAAGACAACAAUUACGCUACAUCUACACCCACAACUCGCUACACCCCACAAAGUCGCUUGACCGGAACACCGACGACAAAGCACAAGGCUCCGCGCAACAAGAUGUUUACCCUCCCACGAUUCACUCUCAAGCGAGCCAAACCCGCACCUUCGUCAACGCGUAGCGAUUCCACGACGAAUACACUCCCGAAACUGCCCGAUUUCGUGCGAACCUCGCCCAUAGCUCAACAGCUUCCAUCAAACUUCUUUCCGCGGGAUUUCACCAUGGAUGACGACCAAUCAUCGGAUGCUCAGACAACGCCCGAUUUGACAAUGGACGAUUUGUAUCAUUUAGUAUUGAACAUGCAGAAAGGGUUCCAGGUACAGAUCGAAGAAAUGAGUAAUCAGAUUCGGGAAUUGAAAAAGGAAGUAAAGAGGUUGCGUGGAGAAGAGACGGAAGAGGAGGACGAAGAGGAAGAGGAGGACGAUUUGGAGGAAUUGAUGUUGAGGAGAAGUCAUGCGGGUACGGCUGCUAGUGUUAGAAGUGCUACGAGAGAAAUGGACAAGUAUGCCGAUACUGGCAGGUGGUUCCAUAACGAAUAG